AUGGCGCAGCUGAGACAGGAAUUGCCGGCUGUGUUCAUUGCCCUGCAGAAGCUCAAAGUCGACGACGAUGUCUACUCGGAUCCUCAGCGUGGUGGCUUCUUGGCUCUUGCUGAGCACUCCGAUGAGGGCCGGCAGCGUGCCCUGGAAAUGGUCUCCAAGAUGCAGCGUGCCUGGGCUUGCGAGGCCUCGUCGGGGGAUGCGCGGUGGCGCAACCCGUCGGCCGUCCUCUCCAAAACCAUCCGCAGCAUCAUGGAUGAGUUUCACAGGAGGAGGGGUGUUCCGUCCAACACGUCGGGCCGGGAUCGCGCGGCCAUGGAGCAGAGCCGCAAGCGGCGACGCUGA
Molecule: messenger RNA, 342 nt
Organism: Effrenium voratum
Lineage: Eukaryota; Dinophyceae; Suessiales; Symbiodiniaceae
Source: the annotation of a GenBank genome assembly